This is a messenger RNA of Penicillium oxalicum, 1521 nucleotides long. Its product is annotated as senescence-associated domain-containing protein. Lineage: Eukaryota; Fungi; Ascomycota; Eurotiomycetes; Eurotiales; Aspergillaceae. The record is from RefSeq and is a predicted model, not a curated record. Gene Ontology annotation, cellular component: plasma membrane. Gene Ontology annotation, biological process: cell division. The transcript has 2 exons. Bases 1 to 1521 code for a protein of 506 amino acids.
AUGUCGGGCACCGCGCACGACUCCAGACUGCUGUACAAGGUGAAUAAUAUUCGAGCCUUCCAUAUCCAAGAUGGCGAGGAGCAAGAGUUGACGCCUUCGGGCCCUCAAACUCUCUCGCUGUUGAUGGUUCCCACCGCUGCGCCGGCAAACGCCUCCGCUGGUGGCACGCAGACCCCAGAGGAGGAUUUCUACUUGCAUCUCUCUAUUCCUCCCGAGCUGGACCUUGCCAUCCCAGCUACCACCCAGAUCUUCCACCAACCACCCGAUAGCUACCUCAUUCCUCGCUGGGACGUGGGUCCCGAGGUGGGUGCUUUUAUUCGCAUUCAGUUCCCCAGCAUUGGCACAGGUCCUAAAAAUGUCACACAAGAUGACAUCGACACCUUCGAGACCAUCCUCGCCCAGUGCACCGCAUUCAUGGAUUAUGCGCCUAGUUCUGGAAGCAAGUCUCGUGACCCUGCCCCUUACAAUCCAGCAGAUUUCGCGCCUGGAGAAGGGUAUGUCGGGACUGGCGGUACCCAGGGCGAGAACAUGCACGGCAGGAUCGUGCUAGUCGAUGAGGAGGACGGAAGAGUCGUCGGCGAAUUGGGUGAGGGCUACAAUGUAGUCGAGAACGGAGAUGUGAAACCCGGAUCAAAACGUCCUGUGGAAAUUGAACUUCCUGCCGAAGGGGAGGGUAAUAAGGUCAGAGUGGCCAAUGUUUCUGAAGAAUACUUGGAAAUGUCACGGCAUCCGGCAUAUCAGAACUCGACCAUCGUCCAGACAUCAGCCACCGCCUCGCGCUUGAUCGUGACAACCUCGUCGUACAUCUCCAAUGCAAUCACCAGCGGCGCCGAGAAUUUCAUGAAGAAGACCAAGCCUGUCCCUAAACCGGUGACUUUCUCCGAGGCCACACAUGCUCGCAUCCGCAAGGUUGGCACCUUCUCAAAUGGUGCGGCUGAUUUCUCUGCACGCACCCUGGGCCAAGUGGACCGUGUAGCGCAGAAUCUCGGCGCGUCAUUUGCGCGCAAGGAUGCGAAGCCGCGCAGCGAUAAGAGACACAUGCCUCCGCCCGAAUACAAGCCCGGCGUUCUGAACAAGUCCAUGAUUGCUUUCUCGACCUUGGCGGAUGGCAUUACCGAAAGCGCGCGCACCAUGUUGAUGACUGGCUCGGCCGCGGCUAGCAGCAUGAUUGGUCAUCGUUACGGCGCCGAGGCAGGCUCCGUCGCGAACGACCUGACUGGCGGUGUCAAGAACGUUGGUCUGGUGUACAUUGACGCGACGGGCGUGAGCCGUCGCGCCCUGCUCAAGUCCGUGGCCAAGGGCAUGGUGGUGGGACGCAUGCGCGACGGCAAAGAAGUCGUCGUGGGUGCCGGUGAUGGUGGCCAGCUGCCAGCUGAUGUGAAGCACAAUUUCGAGGCUGGCCCGUCCAACUCGGGCGUCGGGCAUGCCUCGCCGUCCCCUACGCCGCCACCUUCUUACGGUGCCCCGGGGACAAUGUCGCUGGGUGGGACACCCAAGUCAGGCGCUGGAUCAAAGCGGUGA